AUGGCGUCGACCAACAUGUCCAAGAAAGCCAAGGGGAAGAAAAUGGCCGAUCCCAAUGAGACCUCCAAGUUGCUCGCAGCCAAGAUUUCACAACUGGAGCAAGAUGCGGCCGGGGAGAAAGAUCAAGAAGCCGAAAUAGAACGCGAGGUGAAAAAAGCUACGAGAGACCUGAACCAACUGCUAAGCAACAUCGAAUCGCCCAUGACUCGCCUUGAGACAGUCCAUAAAAAGUACACCGAAUUGCUGGCGGAGAUGAAAAAGCUGGACCGCGACUAUACAAAGAGCAAGAAACGAGCGGAUCAGUUGCAGAAGGACCAGGACAAGGGAAAGUCAGAGCUGAACAAAACAGCAACCAUGAAGGACAAGUUGGAGAAGCUUUGUCGAGAGCUUACAAAGGAGAACAAAAAAGUGAAGGACGAAAACAAAAAGCUUGAGGAAACGGAAAAACGAGCUCGCAUGAUUGUCAAUGAACGCCUGAGCUCUCUCCUUACCGACAUUCAAGAUGUUAUGGCUCCGAAAGAGACCCGGAAGUAUGCGAAGAUGGAUAUUGAUAUGGACGAUGCGAUUCGUACAAAGAUCAAGACAAUUGGAGAAAAGUUUGAGUUGCGGGAAUUUCACUUCAAAGCCCUUUUGCGCAGCAAGGAUGCGGAAAUCCAAAGUCUUGUUGCCAAAUACGAAGAGCAAAAACGUGCGGCGGAAACCGAAGCCUCAAGAUGUCGUGCGCUUACUGCGCAAGUCUCGACUUUUUCUCACACAGAGGUUGAACUUCGCAGUCAGCUCAAUAUAUACGUUGAAAAGUUCAAACAGGUUGAGGAUACGCUGAAUAAUAGCAAUGAACUGUUUUUGACCUUCCGCAAGGAAAUGGAGGAGAUGUCAAAAAAGACAAAGCGGCUGGAAAAGGAAAAUCUCACGCUGACUCGCAAACACGACCAAACCAAUCGCAAUAUUCUCGAGAUGGCGGAGGAGCGCAAUAGAAACCAACAGGAGCUAGAAAAAUACCAGAAAAAAUGUCACCAUCUCGAGGCUCUGUGUCGCCGCAUGCAAGAGCAAGGUCGAGGGCACGGAUUCACCGGCGGCGACGUGAACCAUGCUGGAGAUCACGCACUUUCCGGCGAUCUCGAAGGUGACGAGGAAGGCACACAAAGUGACUACGACGACGAGGACGACGACUAUGAGGACGAGGAUGAAGACGAAGAUGGCGUCAUGAGCGAUGAGGAGGAAUACGAAGCGAUACGCCAACGUUUCCCUGAGCAAGCCACGAUGGAAAAGCCCAUUUUCGGUCCACCCCCACCCCCAGCAAUGGCAGAAGCGCGCACCAACGGCAACAGAAUAAGCUUUUAG
Molecule: messenger RNA, 1341 nt
Organism: Talaromyces marneffei
Lineage: Eukaryota; Fungi; Ascomycota; Eurotiomycetes; Eurotiales; Trichocomaceae
Exons: 5
Coding region: 1-1341 (446 amino acids)
Molecular function (GO): syntaxin binding
Source: RefSeq, a predicted model, not a curated record